Molecule: messenger RNA, 4228 nt
Organism: Pseudogymnoascus verrucosus
Lineage: Eukaryota; Fungi; Ascomycota; Leotiomycetes; Thelebolales; Thelebolaceae
Exons: 2
Coding region: 2267-3736 (489 amino acids)
Molecular function (GO): zinc ion binding
Source: RefSeq, a predicted model, not a curated record
CUAUGAUUGCCCUGCUAUUGUGGAUUUGGAUCUGGGUCUUUUGUGUUGUAAGUUGCGGUUGCACCUGCCAUUAGUACUCAGCCGGUGGUCAAGACUGCAACGGCCCUUCUCCUUCCAACAGAUAUCGAUAUUGUUCAAUCCUAGAGUCACGUCGUAUCGGCAAUUACUCUGUUACCAACACCCCAAUCCUCGAUUCCAAAUAUCCCCACAAUCGUACUUCCGUGCUCGCGCGACCUUUUCCUCCCUCCUUCCUUCCUUCCUUCUUUGCUCCUCGCUCACAGGGCCAAAUAUUGGGGGCCUAAACCAACAACCAGCAUCGCCACAAGGCUCCGUCUCCCGCGUCACUCACUACCCUGCACUCGGCCAAGCAUUGGCUGGCGACCGUUUCCCGCAUCGUGGAAGGAAGAGGAAGCACGUUUCCCUCGGCUGUGGGAUUUAAGGUCUUUGUGGUUUUGGGCGAUGCGCGCUCGCGAUUGGACGAUCGAGAGCGGGAGCCAUCGUCUGUCUAAAUCCCAUGGUGCGGGAUAGGGGAUGUCUAAUUCUGCUCGUGGCCUUGGGCGGGCUGUUCAGAAUCUAGAAGGGGAUUGAUCUACAUUGUGGAAAGGGAUCUCUCAUGGAAGAAUCAUAUGUGAUAUUUAGAUUGGUGAGGAAACACAGAGUCGGUGAAUCUCCGCGGCAAUGGACUUUGGACACCGCAUCGGAGAUGAGUCUGAGAGGAGCCACGACAGCUGCUUCUCUUUGCUCGUGCCUAUGCGGCCGUCGUUCUUGCUGAAGCCUAGCGUGGAGAUCACUUGAUUGAGAGUACAUGCAGGAUAUUUCCUAGUUUUCGAGAAGUAUUCGAGAAGUGGAGAUGGCCAUGUUGGAUGAGACCGUUGGCAGUAACACUCACUGAUCUAUUGUGCAUAGCCCCCGGCACUUAAGCCUGAGUUGGACAUCACAGUCCAGUACUGUACAAUUCAGUGGUGUAAUUUAUCUGCCUGGCCGCUAUUCUCUCGGAAUUCUCUUAUGAGGUACAGUAGCAUUGAGGAGAUAUCUGAGAAUUACACGCGCUUGUAGUAGGGUUGUGGUGGUGGAGUGGGCAUCGCCUCAUUAAAUCAACCUGCGCCACACUGUAGGUAGCAGGAUCACCACACCACUACCCGCUUAACUAUGCUGCCUGCGGCAAUCACAGACAUAUAAUGGGGUGACAUGGCCUCUGAAAUGGCCGCGGGACUUAGACCUACGGCUCGACCUGCUCGGAGACCUCACCGGCGGCCACUCGGAGACCAUAUCGGCGGCCAUGCGGGCCACCGAGGCCAAGUUCAAGACCAGGCAGAGAGGGAGGCAGAGGAAAACAGCACCAAAUGUGGCAGCCUAACCAACAGCAAUUCUGCGAUUCUGAUACUGCAACAAUGGGAUGAUCCAAACUCGGCCGAUGACGGUACAGCUUUCUCCACGGAGCUCUCAUCUAGAGUCUAUCGUCGGUCCUCAACCCUUUCUCGUCUUGUUUCACGGCAUGAUACAAGUCCUAUUCUCUCUGCCUCAGCCAGGAUCCGCGGGCAGUGUCGCGGUGGCCUGAUGAGAAAUGGGAAAAGCAAGUUCUACUAUCAUCGUCGACGGCGGGGACUAUGACGCUUACGGUUAUUCCGGGCACGCGCGGAUGCAGAAGAAAAAUGAGGCCUCUGUGAGGGGGCGUCGUUUGAUAUCCCACCAUAGGGGACGGCGGGGACGACGGGGCUGUCAUCCUAGUUGCUCGCUUCAGGCGUCUGCGGCUUUUAACUCGCUACCGCCGGGCGGUUCAAUGAUGCUGUGUGGAUAUUGUGGCUUAACCGGCAUGACAAGCUCGAGAAAGAUAGCAACGCCCGCAUUACCUCGCAAGUCACCAUACCUUGUGCUCUGAGGUCACAGAAGGCAGGUUCCGUGAUAAAAAAAACCCCAACGCGAUGUACUCAUGCACUGGGCCUCGCCAUGGCCGGCCUGGUAUCAUUUCUCAUACUUUCCAUCUGAUGGAGAUCCGCCGCCCUGGAUGCUGUGCAAGCGCCGUUGGAAAGGUUAGAGAGGAGGCCUUGGGCCUGACCCUCCUCGAUAUCACAUUAUUCACCGCAUUGCCGAUUUUAGGCCGGAAAGCCUUGCUACUGCUGCUGCUACUGACGGUUCAGGCCGAAGGCAAACACCAACCAACACGCCGGGAUGCUGUCCGGCGAGGACUAUAAGACUCAAUGGAAGCCAUCAUGAGUUUCUCCCUCUCACACCUCAUCCAGCAUCCCAUCCUCAACCUCAGGCGCAUAUGUCUUCUCCCACCUCAGGCUUCUCCCGACUCUCCCUCUCCAGGAUGGCAUCCACCCGCCCAGAAGAUGGUGCUACCCAGCCCAGCAACGACUCCUCCGACGCCUCCUCCGACGAGGACAGCAACGACGACUCCGGCGAAGACUCCAGCCCCGAAGACGCCUCGAUCCUGCGCUCCGCACACACCAAACUCCGCUACGACACCAGCCGCCUCACCCGCAGCACCACCCGCCGCGCCCGCGCCGGCCUCAACGAACCCUUCACCCUCGGCCACUGCUCCGUCUACAACCCCUCCGAAGGCUCCGAGUACUUCGCCUUCCAGAUCUUCGAGACAGUCAGCUUCUCCGUCCGCGUCGGCGCCCCAGACUCAGAGUACCGCAGCCUAACCUGCCACUGCGACUCCGACCCCGGCCCCUGCCGACACAUCUUCUGGCUCCUCGACCAAAUCGCCUCACACACCCUCUCCACCUCCGACAAAUCCACUCCCCUCCCCCUCUCCCCCCGCGGCUUCUCCCGCGCCCCCGCAAACGCAGACGCCUACCACCACAUCACGGCCUCGGGGCCACAUCUAUUCCAGGAACUCGACUGCGACCUCCGCAUCGCCCCGUCCUACGUCGAGCCCUCCCCCGCCGCCGCCACAGCAGCGAGAAUAACAGAUAUCCGCGACAUCCUCGCUUCCUUCUCCCCCGCAACCCGCGACGACUACAGGCCCGACAUCUUCUCAGCCCUCCCCGCCGACCCCUCCUCCCCUCUCCUCUUCCCCACCGACCUCGAGAAGACACUCGCUCACGCCGCGCUCGCGAACCCGGAUCUAUUUCGCCAUCUCCGCGCGCUCGUCCCGUCGUCCCAUUGCGCGGCUAGUUUCUUCCGUAAGCAGCGCGCGAGAGCGGCGGCAGCGCUGGCGAAGUUGGAUGCGUAUGCGGCUACGCGACCGCGUGCUGCUGCUGCGGGGGGGCCGUCGGUGGUGGUGCAUGAUGUUAAGUUCGCUGCAAAUGCUGUUUCUGAAGCUGUUGCCGCGAUCCUGGCUCGUGUUCACGAAGCGCGCGCACCGUUGUCUAUGGCUGCUCGCCAGGCUGCUGCUGAGUCCCUCGCCCUCACGCUGCUGGAUCUCUCGAAGCGCAAUAUCGACGUCUACGCCACGCCCACAUGGAAGGGGACGCGUCAGCAGACUCUCCCCUUGACGGAUCGGAAUAUCUUUGCCCGCUUCUUUGGGAGCGAGCCCCCUGCGGGGGGGGAGCGGUUUUUGGUCGAUGGAUUGGCGGAUUUGGGGGAUGCGGGGCGCGGGGUGGUGGGGGUGCUGGAGGAGGCGAAGGAGGCGUUUGGGGGGAGGGCGGCGCCGGCGGUUUAUGGUGAGAAGCUUGGGUGGCUUGUGGGGAGUCUUAGGGGGGGAGUAGAAGGGGGGAGUGCUGGGAGGGAGGGGAAGAGGGGGGCGGGGGAGGGAGAGGGGAGGGGGAGGAAGAGGAUGAAGUGAGCGGAAGCUAACAUCGUGUCUUUCCUGCCCUGGAUGUGGCUGGUUGCUCUUUUCGUUUGUCGUCUACCGCGCGAUUUUUAUUUCUUUCGUUUCUUCGGUGCGAGAGGGAGGGGUUGCGAGGGGAUGGUGGGGGGCCCUGUUGAUCAGAUUCCCCUUGCUUGCUUCGUCACCUUUCUCCUCUUCUCUCGUGCUGUUUUUUAUCAUCUUUUUAUCUCUGCUUUUAUCUUUACCGCUGUUCGCUUUUCCAUUCUUCAUUGUCCAUCCCGAGGCUGUCUGUGACGGUCUCGGAGUGGAUGAACCGUAACCGAGGAGGAUGGUUGUUUACUUUGUUCUGUUCGGGUUUGGGGAAUAUUAAAAUACGAAAAGACCAAAAAAAAGAAUACUUAUCUAAUGCCUUCAAUCUCUUCCUCAUCUUUUUUUACUACAGAUGGGGAAUCUUAACUAGAAAAAAACAACGUAAAAAAAAUGAAUAGUUUUUAUACAACGCUUCCC